Molecule: messenger RNA, 1839 nt
Organism: Ictidomys tridecemlineatus (thirteen-lined ground squirrel)
Lineage: Eukaryota; Metazoa; Chordata; Mammalia; Rodentia; Sciuridae
Gene: Ido2
Product: indoleamine 2,3-dioxygenase 2
Biological process (GO): 'de novo' NAD+ biosynthetic process from L-tryptophan
Cellular component (GO): cytoplasm
Molecular function (GO): metal ion binding; L-tryptophan 2,3-dioxygenase activity; indoleamine 2,3-dioxygenase activity
Source: RefSeq, a predicted model, not a curated record
AGUAAAAAUAUGGAGCCUCAAACAGGAAAUUUGAAGACAGCAUGGCAGGUGUCUUUGGGAAGCUAUUACAUUUCUGAGGAGUAUGGCUUUCUACUUCCAAAUCCUCUGAGAGAACUUCCAGAUCAUUAUAGGCCUUGGAUGGAAAUUGCCAGAAAUCUUCCUCACUUGAUUGAAAGUCACCAGCUUCGAGCUCACGUCAACAAGAUGCCCCUCCUGAGCUGCCAGUUCCUAAAGGGUUACCGGGAACAACGCUUGGCCCACUUAGUCCUGAGCUCUAUUACCAUGGGAUAUGUCUGGCAGGAAGGAGAGGCACAGCCUAAAGAGGUGCUGCCAAGAAAUCUUGCCAUUCCCUUUGUGGAAGUCUCCAGGAACUUGGGACUCCCUCCUAUCCUGGUACACUCGGACUUGGUGCUGGCAAACUGGAUGAAAAGGAACCCAGAAGGACCCAUGGAAAUUAGUAACCUGGACACCAUCAUCCUGUUUCCUGGGGGAGAGAGUCUGCGUGGCUUCAUACUGGUGACUGUUUUAGUGGAGAACGCAGCUGUGCCUGGAAUUAAGGCACUUGCUCAAGCAAUGCAUGCUGUCCUGCAGCCCAGCCAGGAUGCCCUGCUCGAGGCCCUGCAGCAACUGAAGCUCUGCAUCCAGGACAUGACCAGAACCUUAGGACGAAUGCAUGAUUAUGUAGAUCCAGACAUAUUUUAUGCAGUCAUCCGGAUCUUUCUCUCUGGAUGGAAAGAUAACCCAGCAAUGCCCACGGGGCUAAUAUAUGAAGGAAUCUCCAAAGAACCCUUGAAAUACUCUGGAGGGAGUGCAGCUCAGAGCUCAGUACUUCAUGCCUUUGAUGAGUUCCUGGGCAUUCAUCACAGCGAGGAAAGUGCUGACUUUCUGUACAGAAUGAGGGACUACAUGCCUCCUUCCCAUAAGGCCUUCAUAGAAGAAAUCCACUCAGCUCCUUCACUGAGGGACUUCAUCCUAUCCUCUGGCCACGGACACUGUCUGACAGCCUAUAACCAGUGUCUGGAGGCCCUGGCAGAACUGCGCAGUUAUCAUAUCACCGUGGUGACCAGAUAUCUCGUCACAGCUGCAGCCAGAGCCAGGAGCAGGAGGCUAGACCAUCUCCCAGGGCCACCUCAGGCUUUAGAAGACAGGGGCACUGGAGGAACUGCAGUUCUGAGCUUCCUGAAGAAUGUCAGGGAUAAGACCUUAGAGGCAACCCUCCACCCAAGUGGUUAAGAGACCACCUUCUCCCCAGUAGGGAGACCCCAUUGGAGGGUAAGUGGACCCGGACCAUGAAGGCCAGGGUUCUGCCUGAAAUCAUACAGUGCCAUUUAUAUCCCUCCUCUACAGUAUGCCAUAUUCUCCCGUGCUGAGAGCUGUUGUCCUCACGGAGGAGAGUUUAUAUAAACGGCCAGAAAUAUUCCUGCCCUACCUGAUCACUGCCUAACAGCAAACAGCUGUGGAUGCUUUCCCUCAGAACUCCAUAGAGAAGAAGAUGUGCCCUAUUCUGUUUGCCAAGUAAUAGAAAAAUAAUAUAAAAUUUAAAAACUAAAUGAAAUUGCUCAUGGAUACAUCUCCUUGUUGAUUUCUUUAAAGAAAAAAAUUCACCUAAUUUAUUAAGUUACUACCAAGCUCUGAUUCAGGGAUUAGAACAGAGAUUUCUGUGAUCUCAGGGAAAUCUCCUUGCAUGUAUUGAAUCUGGGGUCUCCCUGCAUGGAUUGAAUUUUGUAGCAGGAGUUUAGGAAUGCUCAAGUGGAGAUGUAUAGGAAGAGGAUGUUGAUAAUAAAGACGUGGUUGUCAUGCAUGUGAAAAACAGCAGCUAAUGAUAUGAGAUUCCCUGAU